GGUCCGGGAGCUGUGCUCGCGCCCCCAGCGCGCCAGUCCCGGGGCUGCAGGGAGCGCAGCGCGCGCCGCCGGGGCCCCGGCCACCGGACGCCCUACCGGACACGACCCUCCCUGGAGCUUGGACAACUGCCCACCUCGACACUGCACCGGACACUGCCCCCCACAGGGCUGGACACUACAACGGACACUACUUCCCAGCUCCGGACAUUGCUCCCUGUUCCCCCCAGGCCCUGGACUCCUUUCCCCCCUCCCCCUACAGGGGCCCAGACGUUGAGCCCAUCGCAGGCUCUAGCCUGCGUCCCCUAGCACCCUAGCCCUAGACAUUGCCUCCUCCCUGUCCCCUCUCUCCCACCUCCUCCUCCCGCCUCAUCUUUCUCCCGUUUGGGUCGGAGCCCCGCCAGUUUCUCCGAUCCCCUGCUGCUUGGCCUCGGCUGCCUGGGCCCCCAUCCCCCGUCUGCUCGCCCGGAUGCCUCUCCCGGGGGGGUUGUGGUGGCUCCUCUGCUGCCGUCGAGGCUUCACUCUUCUGCACCGGGACUAUGGUGACGGCGAGCUUAGCGGGGACGGGGACGAGGACGAAGACGAGGAGACCUUUGAGCUACGGACCCCGAGUCCAGCGGGCGGCGGGAGGAGUCCCCUGGAUGUAACACUGACUCAGCCUGUGAGGAGCGCUGCAGUCUCUGACAGGCUGCAGAGCUGGGAGGAGACUUGGAGCCUCAUUCCCGAAAAGGGUCUGCCGGAGGAUGACCCUGACAUCGUUGUGAAAGGUUGGCUGUAUCGCGAGCCCCGCGGAGGAGGGGCACGGCCAUGGCUGCCCCCUCGCCGAGCCUGGUUCGUGCUCACUCGAGAUUCUCUGGACCACUUCAGCAGCAAUGGGAAGGGUGCUCGGCGCCUCGGGAGCCUUGUACUCACCAGCCUGUGCUCAGUCACUGGCCCAGAGCGCAGGCCCAAGGAGACUGGUCUGUGGUCAGUGACUGUGUCUGGCCGGAAACACAGCGUCCGCCUCUGCUCCCCCCGCCAGGCAGAGGCUGAGCGCUGGGGGGUAGCCUUGCGCGAAGUGAUCUCCUCAAAGGCUCCGCUAGAGACCCCCACCCAGCUAUUGCUCAGGGACAUACAGGAGAGUUGCGGGGAUCCAGAGGCGGUGGCCCUCAUCUACCGUCGGAACCCGAUUCUGAGGCAUACCAGUGGAGCCUUGUAUGCCCCACUUCUGCCCCUGCCCUAUGGAGUCAGUGCCCCAGGUCCUGGCUAUGCACCCUUGAGAGAGGAGGCGGUAAGGCUGUUCCUUGCGCUCCAGGCACUGGAGGGGGCAAGGCGCCCUGGGCCCCUGAUGCAGGGUGUGCUCCAAACCUGUCGGGACCUGCCUGCACUCCGGGAUGAACUCUUCCUGCAGCUGGCUAAGCAGACCUCAGGCCCUGCAGGUCCUCCUGGGCUCCCUGCUACCCAAGACCCUGCAACCCUGCGGUACUGGCAGCUCCUCACCUGCAUGAGCUGCACCUUCCGGCCUGGGGGAGCUGUUCGGGGGCACCUCCUAGGGCAUUUGGAGAGGACUGAGCAGGCACUGCCGGACUCGGAACUAGCGGAAUAUGCGCGCUUCAUCAGGAAAGCUCUGGGCCGGACGCGAGGCAGAGAGCUGGUGCCAUCGCUGGCAGAGAUUUCCGCACUGAGCCAACGACAGGAGCUGUUGUGCACGGUGCACUGUCCAGGGGCUGGUGCCUGCUCUGUGGCCAUUGACUCUCACACAACAGCAGGGGAGGUGGCUCGAGAGCUGGUGGGGCGGCUGGGUUUGGCCCGGAGCCGCAACGUCUUUGCGUUGUACGAACAGCGCGGCGCCCAGGAACGAGCGCUGGCUGGGGGGACCCUCGUGGCCGACGUGCUCACCAGGUUUGAGAAUUUAGCCUCAGAGGAAGCCGGACUGGAAGACUCGCUGGACUCUGGGUGGAGACUGUGUCUGCGUCUUCACGGACCUCUGCAUCCUGAGGGACUAUCCCCAGACGGUCACGAACUGCCUUUCCUCUUUGAGCAGGCUCACGCUCUGCUGUUGCGCGGCCGGCCGCCACCGCCCGACGACACGCUGCGCGCCCUGGCGGCGCUGCGCCUGCAGAGCCUGCACCGAGACUUCUCCCCGCGGGUGCCCCUGCCUCGCCUAGACCGCCUGCUGCCGCCCCCCAUCCCGCCGUGCGAAGUUCAGCCCCGCCCAACUCCCAGGCCGCCGCCCUCAGCCGCCCUGCUGGCCGGGGCACUCUGGAGCCCCAGCCUGGCCAAGAGGCAGGCGGAGCGGGCUCGACGCAGUGGGGCCUGCCGCACAGCGGGAAGCGCAGCCCCGGAGGGAGGAGGCGGAGGCGCCCGCACCGCUGCUGCUGUGCUGGGCGGCUGGAAGCGGUUACGGGGCAUGGGCCGAGCUGAGGCCAUGGCUGCCUACCUGGCUCUGGCGGCGCAGUGUCCGGGGUUCGGCGCUGCUCGGUAUGACGUUCUGGAGCUGAGCACGGAACCUGGUGGAGGUGCUCCACAGAAGCUAUGCCUGGGUCUGGGAGCCAAGACCAUGUCCCUCUCCCGGCCUGGUGAGACAGAACCCAUCCACAGUGUCAGCUAUGGUCAUGUGGCCGCCUGCCAGCUAAUGGGUCCCCAAACCCUAGCAUUGAGGGUAGGCGAGAGUCAGCUCCUCCUGCAGAGUCCCCAGGUGGAAGAGAUCAUGCAGCUGGUGAAUGCCUACUUGGCCAACCCCUCCCCCGAGAGGCCCUGCGGCAGCUCUGCUCCUCCAUGCCAAGACCUGCCAGACACCUCCCCUCCCAGCCAGCACCAAGGCCUGGAUGAGCCCCAGGGACAGUCUGGCUUCUUGGGGCAGCUGCAGGACUGAGCCUGCCAAGAGGUCAUGACUCCCCUCUUCCCUCCAGCCUGGGCCAGGACUACUCUGAGAUUUGAGGAGACCAUGGACCCUUUUGGCCCUGCAGGGACAGGGCAUAGACCCCACACCCAAGGUCUGAAAUGGGUGUGGACAAUUUUAUAGUUUGUUUCUUAAUUUAUUUGUAGAAGAGAAGCAAAAAAAAAAAAUCCUUAUUUACACAAA
Molecule: messenger RNA, 3061 nt
Organism: Ictidomys tridecemlineatus (thirteen-lined ground squirrel)
Lineage: Eukaryota; Metazoa; Chordata; Mammalia; Rodentia; Sciuridae
Gene: Plekhh3
Product: pleckstrin homology, MyTH4 and FERM domain containing H3
Cellular component (GO): cytoskeleton
Source: RefSeq, a predicted model, not a curated record